CAUUCAUGGAGUCUUACACGUGUCAUCCAUACCUCUCUGUCUUCUUCUUCUUCUGUUCUUCAUUCCUUUUUCCUACUUCGUCGAUUUUCCAUUUCAAUUUCUUCUUCAGCCGGCGAUUAAGCUUCCCAAUAAGACAAUCUCCGACCGCCGCAACAUCACGAAGGAUUCUUCACCGUGUGAACUUUACGCAGUCUUUCCUCUUUCGUAGACGCUAAAGAAGUUGAAAUUGAUCUGAUCUCGUUUAGAUCUUAAUUGCAGCAGAUCUACCUUCGAUUCGAUUCUUCUCCUUCCUGAUAUCGCUUCAUUGUUCAAAUUCGGCACAAAAUGGUUUAUCACUCGAGUUUUGUGGAUGAAGAAGGAGUAACAAAGGCAUGUGGUUGUCCAUUGCUUCCUCUCAAGAGUCAUAUAAAAGGUCCUGCACCUGUUUCAGAACAAGAUAAAACUGAUAUAGUAGACGAGGCAAUCACCUUCUUUCGUGCUAAUGUCUUCUUCACAAACUUUGAUAUCAAAAGUCCUGCUGAUAAGCUCCUUAUUUACUUGACGUUUUAUAUAAAUGUGGCGUUAAAGAGGCUUGAAGGCUGUAGAACAUUGGCUGUUGGAACUAAAGCGAUUAUCAACUUGGGUUUAGAAGAUAUUCCUGUUCCUGGAGAAACUGGCUUUCCUUUCCCAGGUCUCUUUUCGCUUCCGCAGUCCCAGGACGAAGCAGAGCUUUUCAGGAACUAUCUUAAGCAGGUUCGAGAGGAGACAAGUGGGAGGUUACUGAGUGUAGCAUAUAGAGCCAACGGGACACCAAAUAAAUGGUGGCUUGCAUUCGCCAAGAGGAAAUUCAUGAACGUGGUCGUCCUAUGAUAAAACAGAGAAUCACUGCUGGUUAUUCUUCCUUGCUUGCUGCCCAUUACGAAUGAGGGAAUCCAAAGCCACUGGAGAUCAUGAGAAUCGCCACCUUUAGCUUCCUCUGCAUAGGUGUUAGCCACUGGAACCAGGAAGACGAAAAUUUCAUCUGAGAGCAGAAUGCUCUCUCUCUGUAUCUCUUGAUAUAUACAUAGAGUGUGCCAAUGUAUUGUUUCAUACAACUCCUGUUGGAAUAUAAAAUUUGUUGAUACAAGAUCAAAGUUAAAUAAGAAGAUUCUUUUAUUAUU
Arabidopsis thaliana (thale cress) is the source of this 1139-nucleotide messenger RNA. It is a transcript of the gene ARPC3, whose product is annotated as actin-related protein C3. Gene Ontology annotation, cellular component: cytoskeleton; Arp2/3 protein complex. Bases 325 to 849 code for a protein of 174 amino acids. The transcript has 6 exons. Gene Ontology annotation, biological process: Arp2/3 complex-mediated actin nucleation. Lineage: Eukaryota; Viridiplantae; Streptophyta; Magnoliopsida; Brassicales; Brassicaceae. The record is from RefSeq and is marked reviewed.